Molecule: messenger RNA, 1439 nt
Organism: Pteronotus mesoamericanus
Lineage: Eukaryota; Metazoa; Chordata; Mammalia; Chiroptera; Mormoopidae
Gene: CDK3
Product: cyclin dependent kinase 3
Exons: 8
Coding region: 1-921 (306 amino acids)
Biological process (GO): G1/S transition of mitotic cell cycle; protein phosphorylation; regulation of G2/M transition of mitotic cell cycle
Cellular component (GO): cyclin-dependent protein kinase holoenzyme complex; nucleus; cytoplasm
Molecular function (GO): cyclin-dependent protein serine/threonine kinase activity; ATP binding; cyclin binding
Source: RefSeq, a predicted model, not a curated record
AUGGACGUGUUCCAGAAGGUAGAAAAGAUCGGAGAGGGCACCUACGGGGUGGUGUACAAGGCCAAGAACAAGGAGACGGGGCAGCUGGUGGCCCUCAAGAAGAUCCGGCUGGAUCUAGAGACCGAGGGGGUCCCAAGCACCGCCAUCAGGGAGAUCUCCCUGCUCAAGGAGCUUAAGCACCCAAACAUCGUCAGGCUGCUGGACGUGGUGCACAACGAGAAGAAGCUGUACUUGGUGUUUGAGUUCCUCAGCCAGGACCUGAAGAAGUUCAUGGACUCCACCCCCGUCUCCGAGCUCCCCCUGCACUUGGUCAAGAGCUACCUCUUCCAGCUGCUGCAGGGGGUCAAUUUCUGCCACUCACAUCGCGUCAUCCACCGAGACCUGAAGCCCCAGAAUCUGCUCAUCAAUGAGUUGGGUGCUAUCAAGCUGGCUGACUUUGGACUGGCCCGAGCCUUCGGGGUGCCCUUACGCACCUACACCCACGAGGUGGUGACACUCUGGUAUCGCGCCCCCGAGAUCCUCUUGGGCAGCAAAUUCUAUUCGACGGCUGUAGACAUCUGGAGCAUUGGCUGCAUCUUUGCAGAGAUGCGUAGCCCUGGGAGAGCUCUGUUUCCUGGUGACUCGGAGAUUGACCAGCUCUUUCGCAUCUUUCGGACCCUGGGGACACCCAGUGAAGCCAUGUGGCCAGGAGUCACCCAGCUGCCUGACUAUAAGGGCAGCUUCCCCAAGUGGACCAGGAAGGGGCUGGAGGAUGUUGUGCCCAACCUGGAGCCAGAGGGCAAGGACCUGCUCAUGCAACUCCUGCAGUACGACCCCAGCCAGCGGAUCUCAGCCAAGGGCGCCCUUGCCCAUCCGUACUUCCUGUCCACCAAGACCUCUCCAGCCCCCCACCAGUGUGUGCUGGAACAUUUUUGCCGCUGAGAAUGUGUCAGGCCAUCGCCUUUAAGUCUCCCUCCAGCUGCUGCCCCAGCUGCCUCCUCAUCAGCUUCCACGAAAGAGAACGUGUCUGGGGAGAGAGCAGAGCUCUAAGGAAUUUGGCAUCUGCCGUCAGAGAGCUGAGUUUGGGUUAGUCCUGCUGACAAGUUAGCGAGUUCCUGUGUUGUUCGUUGGGUUCGAUGGUGCCAUCUCAGGAUCGGGGAACAGAAGCUCCGGGCAUGAGGGGUAUGUGAGAGGCUGGGUCUCCUGGCACUGGGGCAGCAGGCCAAGGAGAGCGGAAUGCCUGCCCAGCAGAGCCCGACUCUGCGGGAAAGGGUGCCCCCGCUGGCCUUUUUGGGUUUAAAAUGUUUUGGAAAAGAGUUCAGUUAGAGUCCUAAGUGAAAGGAGGGAAAGGGGACCUUGUCCUGCUCCCAGAAGAAGUCGGGGUGCGUGUAGCUGUUCUAAAUAGUUGUCACCUAGGAUAUGCUUAUAUUUGUUUGCCUCUGGCUUUAAGAACAGGAAAU